CUGUUCUUAAAGGAGACGCAUCCCAAACAGGCUGAGUCUCUGCCAAAGAAAUAUGAGGUUUGCUAUAGCUUUAAGAAGUAAAUAACGCCGAAUGUUUGUAAAAUUAUAUUGAUCAUAAAACGUAACUUUUUAAUGAAUGGGCUAGUUAAUGAAGUGCUUGCGUAGUGACUGAAUUUUUACUCUUAACCGAGCUAACAAAACUUGGUCCCACUAGGGCCUUCAACGUUACGUUGGUCUUAAAUCUUCUAUCUUCACAACUAACUAAUAUCAAAGUCUGUAGUAUCAUAACAGUUAAAUAAGAGUGGAAUGGAGUCGGAGGAAGACGAGGUUUCGAGCGCUCGUCUUGGGAUUCAGACAACCGGCGACUCAACGGAGGCCGCGAAGCCAUCCACGGACUCGAUUGAACCGUCCAGCCGGAGAAGAGCAAGUAUAAGGCGCAUGACUACCGCGGUGACCUCCCCGGACUCCGGUGACUCUCGGUCUGCUACCGAGGGUCCCGUUCGUGUUUUGCGAGCCAGGGGAGCUGGUGCUGGAGCUGGCAGGUCUGCCGAGUCCAAGAAUGCUACUUGCGAGAAAAAACCUUCAAGUCUGCGCCGUGGACGUGGAAGACCUACGGGAUCACGCUCCAGAAACACACCUGUACUGCAACCAACGAGAAAGAAGUCCACAGCCAAAAAAGCAUCCAAACAUACUGCCAAAUCUAGAAAGGGCAAAGGGACACGUCCAGCCCGAGCCUCUCGCACCACACCAGCAACAGCAUGCAAGCCUGAAGAGGAGAUGGAGGCGUCAUCAUGUGGAGAGGAAACAGGUGUUUUGAAAGGAAGCAAUGACAACGUUGCAGAUCCAGACACCCUCGACGAGGACCCUCCAUUCAGAGAUGACCCAAAUGACUUCAUCUAUAAACCUGAGACGAAGACGGAAAAAUCAAGGCGGCGUACAGCGUUGCAGCAAAAGGAAGUUAAGAAAGAGGAGUCAGAGAAGGAGGAAGAAGAAAAUGACAUUAUGAAGGACGAGUCAGCCAAGAUUGCUGUGCGGAGCGAAGUGGGUGAUAACGCAGAGCCACCCAGGAAGAGAGGUAGACAACAAAAAGAUGACAAAGCCCCUCGUCUGCCGAAACGAAGGAAAAAGCCCCCAGUGCAGUAUGUCCGCUGUGAAAUGGAGGGGUGUGGUACUGUCUUGGCCCACCCACGCUACCUACAGCACCAUAUAAAAUACCAGCACUUGCUAAAAAAGAAGUACGUGUGCGAUCAUCCCUCGUGUGGGCGCUUGUUUCGCCUGCAGAAGCAGCUGUUGCGCCAUGCUAAACACCAUACAGAUCAAAGGGACUACAUCUGUGAGUACUGUGCUCGAGCCUUCAAGAGCUCCCAUAACCUGGCUGUGCACAGGAUGAUCCACACAGGAGAGAAGCCAAUACAGUGUGAGAUCUGCGGCUUCACCUGCCGUCAGAAGGCCUCCCUGAACUGGCACAUGAAGAAGCAUGACGCAGAAGCCUCCUACCAGUUCUCUUGCUCCAUUUGUGGCAAAAAGUUUGAGAAAAAGGACUCAGUCGUUGCCCACAAGGCCAAAAGCCACCCUGAGGUGCUCAUAGCUGAAGCCCUAGCAGCUAAUGGGGGCUCAGUGAUAAGCAGUCCCACCCCGGUCCCAGAGACCGUCCCAGUGCUCACCCAGCCCGACCAGCCCUCUGUCAGCCAGGAGAGCCAGGAAGCGGGGAGUGGUAUGCUCACUCCACUGCAGCAGGUGGUGCUCCCGCUCGCUCCACAGACGCAGAUUGAUGUAUCUCAAAGCCAGUUCCUCCAGCUGCCCACGCAUCAUGUGGUGCAGGUGGCACAUCAACAGCAAGCGCCCACUUUACUGCAACUCACCUCUGCUUCUCCUGCUCACCUUUCCAACACCAGCCACUCCCAGCUCAUUCAGCUCUCCACCCUUCCUGCCAGCACUGGGACCAACAUGUCCACUGUGGACCCCCAGAGCACCCUCCUCACCCUGAGCUCCGUCACCACGCUGGCCUCCACAGCCUCCCUGGCUUCCCAGCCAGGCGUGCCGUGGGGGAGGGAGGCUCACGAGGAUUCACAGCUGCCUGGGGAGGGCGAGCUGUGGGACAGGGUGGUGGUGGGUGACGGUCAUCAGGAUGUCGGGGGAAUGAUGUGGGAGGGUAACGGGGAGAGGAGGAAGGAAGAUGAGGGGAUUGUUUGGGGGAGAGAAGGAGAGAGGCAGAUUCUGUUACAGUGUGCUGAGGUUCAUGGUGAUACUUUAAUCUAGACAGAAGGCCUCAAAAUGAGCUGAAACGGCAACUUUAUGCACAGUAAGCUGAAGGAGACACACAUCAUCUUUUCACCACAAGACUGGUGAAAAGAUGAUAAGCUGACACUAUUUGACAACAUUUGAAAUAAUAGACUGUAUGAGUGUAACACCAUAGUCAUAUAUAAUACAUAGCUACAGAGAGCUACUUUACAUCAGGGAGUAUGAUUUAUAAUAUUAUAGAUUACAUACACUUCUUUUACUACUUAAUGAAUAUUUUGUAACUUUUUGGUUUUGUCACCCUUGUGUUUGUAUAUAUGUGUUUUAAUUUUUUUUUUAGAUUAAAAAUACUGAAAGAUGAUUGUACAUAUUGUACAAGAAAGUCAGAAAUGACAUUUAUGUCCUCAUAGUAUCCCUGUUGUUUAUACGCAUCUCUUUGUGAGGUGAAUGGAUGAGUAUCAUAGGCAGAAUCGGGUUAACUAGUUUCAGUUACUUUAAAGUUACAGAGAAAAUGUGCUGUGAGCAACAUAACGUGGUUCUCGGUGUAAAAGAAUCUUAAGACAUUAAAAAAUGUGUUGGGUGUUAAAGUCUGGACCUUUAGACAAAGCUGAUUGGUCUGCUUUGAGUUGAGGUUUUGCCAAAGAAAUCACAGACACAAUCUAAAAUAAGUAGUUUCUGAAAUUGUUUAAGAAAAACAAGAUGUUCUUCUUGCCAAAUGAGGCAGCUGACCUUUUCAACUGCAGACAUUUUGAGUUGUCAUAUUAGUAAAAGUGCAGGUGUUGCUAGUAACUCCAGUCAGUCUUGACAAUGUGACAGUCAGCCAGCAAGCACAAAACAAAGUCAAAACGCCUUUUGUAAAACAGUCCUUCCUUGUUUGAUUGUAUUCACUUUCAGGGACCCUCAGUCAUGUCACUUCCUCUCCAGAUUGUACUCUGUUCCAUGUGAUUUAACUACCUAUUCUUGCUUUAAUAAGUUUUCACAGUUAAGACUAUGCAGGCAGCAGUAUUUAAAUGGAAAUAGUUUUUGUCAGCAAUUUUCUUUCCAAGCAAAUCAAUAAUAUACCUCUGCAGACUGCCACCACUACUGAGCACUCAUAAUCUUACAAUCUUAAUUUAUCAGAAAAUGUAUU
Molecule: messenger RNA, 3367 nt
Organism: Chelmon rostratus (copperband butterflyfish)
Lineage: Eukaryota; Metazoa; Chordata; Actinopteri; Chaetodontiformes; Chaetodontidae
Product: E3 ubiquitin-protein ligase ZFP91-like
Exons: 11
Coding region: 307-2259 (650 amino acids)
Biological process (GO): regulation of transcription by RNA polymerase II
Cellular component (GO): nucleus
Molecular function (GO): transcription coregulator activity
Source: RefSeq, a predicted model, not a curated record